UCAAGUACGCUUAAUUUGGCACACAGAGUUUUACUCAAAUCCAAGGUUAGGUUAUUGUUCAGUGCUUGUAAUCAUGGAUAUUAACAUUUGUACAGGCAGAAAACUCAAUGAAAGCCACAUAACUCCAUUUGGGCCAAAUUUACUGCUAGCUAAUGCUUGCUGAGGUCUUGACCUGAAAUUGUAUGCUUCUGCCAAAUUAUCAGUAACAGCAUUUUAUAUUGUUCAUGGAACUGAAUGUGCAUCCUCUCAGCAACCUCUAUAAUAACCACUGUAAGGUUGAUACAGAAGAGAAUGGCAGUUAUAACCAUGGUGACUCAACAAUAGGCUUAUUGAUAUGCAGAACUAAGUUCCACCAGUAUAUCUUCACAGAUUUCAGGUGCAGCCUCAUUGGGUUGAAUGGUCCUUAAUGAAAGAACAUAUCCUCCUCAUUGGAGAACCAGCUGAGUUGGAUGAGGAGAAAGAGGCAUGCUGAGAGAACAGUGGGACCUCCCCAAGAAACAACUGUAUGCUGACUCAUAACAAUGCAGCCCAAUCCAUCUGCAUCGGGACAGGCGGUUCCUAGGCAUCCCAGGCCACAAACACCACGUAGACAAUCAAUCUAUUUUACUGGGCCGCGUUUCCUGGGUGUUCUAGAAAGGCCAGCCAACCCAAACCAAACCUACGCACAGCAUCAUGGAAUUCACCUAGGCCACCGCUUGCCUCAUCCUCAGGCGGUAACCUGGAUGCCAGCCCCACUUCAUAUUCCCAACUGUCCUCCUGGAUUGGAAUAUUUAAGUCAGAUUGACCGGCUGUUAAUUCAUCAACAGAUUGAGCUGCUGGAAGUAUUGACUAGCUUUGAAACAUGCAACCGCUAUGAAAUUCGAAAUGACACUGGGCAACGUAUGUACCUGGUAAUUGAAGAAAACAACUUCUGUACACUGUUUUGCUGUGGAGCAGCACGGCCGUUCACCAUCAAAAUCUUUGACAAUAUGGGACACAACAUCAUACAGCUGAUGCGACCGUACCGGUGUUCCACCUGCUGGUAUCCUUGCUGUUUACAAGAACUUGAAGUCCAUGCCCCACCAGGCACCCCAAUUGGGUAUGUUAAACAAACAUGGGACCCCUGUCUGCCUAAAUUCACUCUCCAAAACGAAGCCAAGGAAGACAUGCUUAAAAUUGUUGGGCCCUGUAUUGUGUGCAGCUGUGGUGCAGAUAUUCGGUUUGAUGUGAUGUCACUGGAUGAGACAUGCACCGUUGGCAGAAUUUCCAAGCUGUGGACUGGCUUCUUGAAGGAACUCUUUACCGAUGCUGAUGACAUUGGGGUCCAGUUUCCCCCGGACCUUGAUAUUAAAAUGAAAGCCGUAGUACUUGGGGCUGCCUUCCUCAUUGAUUUCAUGUUUUUUGAACAUAGCCACGAUCGGCAUCAGCAAAUGGGGGUUUGGUAAUGCAGAGGCAGUUGCAUUCUAACAGAGCCAGAGAAAGUCCUUUGCUACUUCUAGUCAUUCUUGGUCAAAUUUGAUGGAGAGGUCUGUUUCUUUAAAAAAAAAAAGACUAUGUGGAGGUGAUGUGGUGCACAAACGUAGGUACUUUGGGCAAGAAAUGAUGGCCCUUUGUUUGUGCUUCAGACUGAAAAGAUGUCACAUAAAAUGCUAAAAAAUAUUAAAAAUGAGCUUUCUAAAAACAUGAAGCAAAGUUUCACACAAAAAGGAAUCAUACUUUAUACUGUAAUAUAUUUUAAUAAUAUAAUUUUUGAACAUUUUAUGUAAAAAUAGUCAAAUCUGGUAUGCAGAUUGAUAACAGAUUUUUUUUUGUUAAAUCUAUGUAUUUUUGUAUUAUAGUGGCACUUCAGUUCUCAUGCCUAUGGUUUCCUGUUUAAUGCCGGAUACUCUGCAGCUAAUAACACCCUGCAAUGAAUAAUGAUUUUAGUGGAGAAAAUAUAUGAAAUGCAUACAGAGCCACUGUAUGUAGUAGUCCAAGUACAGGACUAGAACACUGGAAGACCUGGGUUCCAAUUCCCACAUCUAUUGAAACCAACCAGGCGAUCUUGCACAAGACACAGUCUCUGUAAUUAUAUAUCUGUAAAAAUAUACUGUAAUACAUACCUUUGGUUUGUAAUCAAUAGCUGGUUUUCAACCAUUCUGUGGUGAUUGUUGUUCCUCUUAGUGAUUGACUAGAUUUGUUGAGCAAAAAUGUUAGUUCUAUGUACAUCACAAAGCAUUGCUGCAAUGAUCUGUCACAACUUCCUGGGUUCAUUUUUAAUAACAGAAGAUUCUGUUCU
Messenger RNA from Sceloporus undulatus (fence lizard), 2257 nucleotides. Its product is annotated as phospholipid scramblase 1-like. Gene Ontology annotation, molecular function: phospholipid scramblase activity. Gene Ontology annotation, cellular component: plasma membrane. The coding region runs from base 522 to 1424 and encodes 300 amino acids. The transcript has 2 exons. Lineage: Eukaryota; Metazoa; Chordata; Lepidosauria; Squamata; Phrynosomatidae. The record is from RefSeq and is a predicted model, not a curated record. Gene Ontology annotation, biological process: plasma membrane phospholipid scrambling.